Molecule: messenger RNA, 691 nt
Organism: Menidia menidia (Atlantic silverside)
Lineage: Eukaryota; Metazoa; Chordata; Actinopteri; Atheriniformes; Atherinopsidae
Source: the annotation of a GenBank genome assembly
GGCCUUACGGGGGCUAGAUACGGCUAUGGGACACCCUACAUAUAAUUCAGAAAAAAUUCAUGUCGACCAUUUCGUUGGCAUCGAGCACACGUUGGACCCCUCCAAAGACAUUAUAGUUUAUGCCAGCGCGAGUGAGCCAAAUUGGACACCAAUGAAUCGCCUAUAUAAAAGAAGACUGGUUGGUCUGAAAGUUUCAUCUGGGGAAAUCUCUGGACGAGUCAACAUCACCAUAUGCUAUAUAACCGACAGCGUGGUGAAGUCGGGGAAGAAUGAACCUGGCAUGGCUCGGAAAAAAGCCUGCACCUUGCUGACACUCAUCACUCUGCUUGGCAUUACCUGGGGCCUGAUCUUCUUCUCAUUUGGCCACCUCACAAUUCCUGGCCUCUACAUCUUCAGCAUUCUGAACUCACUGCAAGGUUUCUUCAUUUUUGUCUAUUUCAUAUUGUCUUGGAAAAAGAUCAAAGACUCUGCUCAAAGCACAGACACACGUACCACUAACAGCUUACAGAAAUGCUAUAUAACCGACAGUGUGGUGAAGUCGGGGAAGAAUGAACCUGGCAUGAUUCGGAAAAAAGCGUGCACCUUGCUGACACUCAUCACUCUGCUUGGCAUUACCUGGGGCCUGAUCUUCUUCUCAUUUGGCCACCUCACAAUUCCUGGCCUCUACAUCUUCAGCAUUCUGAACUCACUG